Molecule: messenger RNA, 2820 nt
Organism: Amphiprion ocellaris (clown anemonefish)
Lineage: Eukaryota; Metazoa; Chordata; Actinopteri; Pomacentridae
Gene: il11a
Product: interleukin 11a
Exons: 5
Coding region: 414-1016 (200 amino acids)
Biological process (GO): positive regulation of MAPK cascade; positive regulation of cell population proliferation
Cellular component (GO): cytoplasm
Molecular function (GO): cytokine activity; growth factor activity
Source: RefSeq, a predicted model, not a curated record
AGGGAGGAGUGUGUGUGUGUGUGUGCGUGCGUGCGUGCGUGCGCGCGCGCGCGCGAGCGCGUGUGUUUUUAUGAAUGAAGUGAGUCACUGCCGAUGUGUCAUAGGCCCGACGUCUUUAUAAAGGAAGUUUUAAACAAGCCUAAACACUUCACUGCGCGCAAAAAUUGGAACUUAGCGCUUCUGGCAUCAGAGUGUGAAGCUCCAGACUUCUCCUCAACUUCCACACCAACUGUUUAUCCUCUCAGACUGAAGAAGAAGAAGAAGAGGAGACACCGGAGUUUAUUUAUUUAUUCAUAUAUUCUUUAUAUUUAUUAUUAUUUAUUCCCAUCCGCUUUUUUUAUUUGUUUUUCUGUGUUUUUUAUCCUUUUUUUGUGAUUUUUGCUCCGCUGCUCCCCUGCUCUGUUGGAUCCAAUAUGAAAUUGCUGCUCGACUCCUCCUCCUCGCUGCUCCUCUCGCUGCUAUUGGCUCAGCUGCCCGUGUUCACGUCCGCGUCCCCGGUGCCGCCGCGCAGGCCCAGUGACAUGGACAAACUGUCCAAUCAGACCAAGAACCUAAUGAAGCUGACGCAGGAACUGCUGAGGGAGCAUGCCUUCGACUCGGACGUGGAGCCCCACAGGUUCAGGUCCCUGCCAGAAAUGAGCAACAGAUCGGCCAACGACCUCCAAAAUCUUGAGCUGAAGCCCACGCUGUCUCAGCUGCACGCCGACCUCAAGCUCUACGAGCACCACUUCGAGUGGCUCAACAAGGUCUCCAAGAAGCACCACCACCCCGCGGUGCCCAAACUGGUGGAGAUGAUCCGAGAGAUGAAGUCUCUCAUCACUCUGCUGCACCGUCAGAUGCUGAGGGUGGAGGCCCCCCGGCUGACCCCGGCCACCCCGUCCCUGCCUCCCCACCUCCCCUACCAGUUCGACGUCCUGCAGUCGAGCCACGAGCUGCUGCAGCACUUCAAGCUGUUUUGCGACUGGGCCUACAGAGCCUUCGUGAGCCUGAAGCCCAAAGCCACCGCCGUGCAAUGAUGGUCCAGAGGCGAGCGGCUGCAGAAGCGGUGAGCAGAAACCGGACCACGUAGGCGAGCACUGAGGCCAGCAGCGUCCUCCAGAGGAAAUCCACCAGAGCCGACGAGGACGCCGAAAAACGCAGCCAGCUUUCAUCCAUCACCACCACAAACUCCCCCCUAAAGGCCUUCUUCAUGUUAUUUAUGUAUUUAUUUAUUUAUUGACUCUUAGUAAUUUAUUGAAUUUUAUUUAUUUGAAGUCGUAACGUGUCACUCUCCUCCUUAUUUCUGUGCUAACGUGAAUUUAAUGCCCUCGUCUUUCUUUUUUCUUCUUCUUUCUGUGUCUCACUGAAAGGUAAAACUCGGUAGCACUUCAUGAACCUGCAGCUCUGAUACUUUAAACUGAUUUUACUUCAGCUGAUAAUUCCUCCCGUACAGGGGGUCCUCAACUUACGUCGGAGUUACGGUCCUACGGAUUCAGAUUUUCAUUGAAAGUCAGAACUCCGGCAAAAAUGUAAACAAAGCCGUUAUGUGCCUGACGCUAUGGAUCAGUUCUUCGGAAAAGUCAUGUUCCGAGCAUUUUAUUAUAUAUAAUUUCACUUCCAUGGAGACGUCUUUCCUUUUCUUCAAAGCAUCAGAAGAGUCUGACAUGCUGGGAGCCAUAAUGAAGGGCAAAAAGUUAGUGAAUGUAGCACAAUCCAAGGUGGCGUACAGCUGGAGAAUGGAAACAAAGCUGUCUGAUAGCACCACGUGACGACGUAUUCAUCCUCACCAGACGCCAACUAGUUCCACGUAACCAGUUCCGACGUAUUGAUGAAACGCUAUAGGUCGAGGACAUCAUAAACCAAGAACCCGCACAUAACCAGUUCUGACAUAACGAUAAAACACUGUAGGACGUUGUAAACCAAGGACCCCCUGUAGAUGUAGCAAACAUUAGAAGCAACCAAGGUUUCGCUCUCGGUGCCCUAAAACAUUUAAAAACGGAUGAGUCGAUGGUUUAUAGCUUUCCGUCUAACGUUGUGGCAAAGUCAUGUUCUGAGGGUUUUAUUCUGUCUAAUUUCACUUCCAUGGAGACGGCUUUCCUUUUCUUCAGAGCACUGCCAACAGAAGAGUCUUACGCUUGGGAGCCAUAAUGAAGGGCAAAAAGGUAGUGAAUGUAGCACAAUCCAAGGUGGCGAACAACCGGCGAAUGUAAACAAAGCCGUCUUAUAGCGCCGCGUGACGACGUAUUCAUCUGCUCCGAUCGCCAACUAGUUCUACAUAACCGGUUCCAACGUAACGAAACACCGUACGUCAUAAACCAAGGAACUACCCGUAACAAGUUCCAACGUCACGACGAAAUGCCGUAGUCGAGGACGUCGUAAAUCGAGGACCCAUCCGUAACCAGUUCCGAUGUAGCGAUGAAACACUGCAGGUCGAGAACGUUGUAAACCGAGGACCCCCCGUAGAUGUAGCAAACAUUAGAAGCAGCCAUGGUUUCGCUCUCGGUGCCCUAAAACAUUUAAAAACGGAUGAGUCGAUGGUUUAUACCUUUCCGUCUAACGUUGUGGUAAAGUUUAUGAAUGUGUUUCUGAGCACUGAUGGUCCUGAUUAGAUUCUUUGCACAAACCUGUUGGGAUUUUAGCCUCUUGGAUGAGUGAGACGGCUGAUUUUUGAACUUUGGGGUAGAAAAGUUUUCGAGUUUAAACACCCAAAGCCUUAAAAUACUAUGUAUUGUGACACUAUGUUCUGUACAGCUGUACAUAAAUGUACAAGAAUGUAAAUGGUUGUAUACAGUGCUUUUGUGUAUUAUGUUGUUUUCUACAAUAUAAUAAUAGAUUUCUUUA